CGUAUUGCGAUUGAAGAUCUGAUUUGAUUAUUCGUUUGUUGCAUAACUUUAAUCUGAAACAUGGAGCUAGUUUGUGUGGAAGAUUUUGAGAAGAAAGCUUUCACUAAGCUGGAGAAAAAUGCCUUGGACUACUAUCGAAGUGGAGCCGGAGAGCAGUUUACGCUAGGACUAAAUCGCGAGGCAUUCAAAAGAUUGCGCCUGCGCCCACGGUUUCUGCGAGAUGUCUCUCACGUCGAUAUUAGUUGCAAGAUUCUGGGACAGCAGCUUAAGUGGCCAGUGGGCAUCGCUCCAACAGCUAUGCAGAAGAUGGCGCAUCCCGAUGGUGAAGUUGGCAACGCACGCGCCGCAGGCAAAGCUGGUUCUAUAUUCAUCCUGAGCACACUUUCCACCACAUCGCUGGAGGAUUUGUCGGCUGGAGCGCCCGAUACUUGCAAAUGGUUCCAACUCUAUAUCUACAAAGAUCGAUCACUUACCGAGAAAUUGGUGCGCCGCGCUGAAAAGGCAAAUUUCAAGGCACUUGUCCUAACCGUUGAUGCGCCAAUAUUUGGCCACCGGCGCAGCGAUGUUCGCAACAAAUUCAGUUUGCCGUCGCACUUGAAAUUGGCGAACUUCCAAGGAGAUUUGGCGAAUGGCGUAAUAACUAUGGGUGGAUCUGGCAUAAACGAGUAUGUGGCCAGCCAAUUCGAUGCCAGCAUUACCUGGAAGGACAUUGCUUGGCUUAAGCAGCUAACAAACCUGCCCAUCAUUGCGAAAGGCGUAUUGACCGCAGAGGAUGCCGUCUUAGCCCGGGAAUUCGGAUGUGCCGGUGUGAUUGUCUCCAAUCAUGGCGCCAGGCAAAUUGACACCGUACCAGCUUCCAUAGAAGCAUUGCCCGAGGUGGCAAAAGCUGUGGGCAACGAUCUGGUUGUAAUGUUAGAUGGCGGCAUUAUGCAGGGAAACGAUAUCUUCAAGGCAUUGGCAUUGGGCGCCAAGACCGUCUUCAUAGGACGUCCGGCUGUCUAUGGCCUGGCCUAUAAUGGACAAAGCGGCGUCGAGCAGUUGCUGAGUGUACUGCGAAAAGAUUUUGAAAUCACUAUGUCACUGACCGGUUGCCAAACGUUGAGAGACAUUCAGCCGGGAAUGGUGGUGCACGAGUCCUUCUAUUCCAAAUUGUAAUAUCAAUACAAACUCAACACUUUGCCAAAGAUUAGAGAUAUCU
Drosophila arizonae is the source of this 1198-nucleotide messenger RNA. RefSeq lists its product as uncharacterized. Gene Ontology annotation, cellular component: peroxisomal matrix. The record is from RefSeq and is a predicted model, not a curated record. Gene Ontology annotation, molecular function: (S)-2-hydroxy-acid oxidase activity; FMN binding. Lineage: Eukaryota; Metazoa; Arthropoda; Insecta; Diptera; Drosophilidae. Gene Ontology annotation, biological process: fatty acid alpha-oxidation.